Molecule: messenger RNA, 1280 nt
Organism: Colletotrichum destructivum
Lineage: Eukaryota; Fungi; Ascomycota; Sordariomycetes; Glomerellales; Glomerellaceae
Product: Putative flavoprotein WrbA
Exons: 3
Coding region: 369-983 (204 amino acids)
Cellular component (GO): membrane
Molecular function (GO): FMN binding; NAD(P)H dehydrogenase (quinone) activity
Source: RefSeq, a predicted model, not a curated record
CUGACAUCUCCUUACCUGAGCUACCUUGCCGAUGGACCUGAUGAAACCGUAUCGCGUCGGCCGGCCAUCGCCAGUCCAUUCCUUUCAAGCCGACCACGUACCAAAUCACCAAGGGUACCCGACUGGCCUUGGCUCGCGCAGCCCAGCGAGCUAGGCAACGUGCCUUUGAUUCAUUCCCCUCUCCUCGUCUCCGCUCCUGGACGUGCCAGAAGCCAUGCCGUCGUCGAUAUAAGACCAUGUUCCCCUCCCCUCCUCUGCUGCUCAUUGCUGCCUCACUCCUCCAAGCACAUCUUUGUUAAUCACUGGUUUUCUCCCUCAUCUCUCACUCAUCUCUCUACCCGACAUCAUACAUCCAUCUGGCUUUCACCAUGGCUCCCAAGAUCGCCAUUGUCUAUUACUCCAUGUACGGCCACAUCCGCCAAUUGGCCGAGGCUGAGAAGAAAGGCAUCGAGAAAGCCGGCGGCACUGCCGAUCUCUUCCAGGUUGCCGAGACCCUCCCUGAGGAGGUCCUCGCCAAGAUGGGCGCUCCCCCCAAGCCCACCGACGUCCCCGUCCUCAGUGACCCCAGCACUCUCGAAGCCUACGACGCCUUCCUCAUCGGUAUCCCCACCAGAUACGGCAACUUCCCCGCCCAGUGGAAGGCUUUCUGGGACAAGACCGGCAAGCAGUGGAGCUCCGGCGGCUUCUGGGGCAAGCUGGCCGGCCUCUUCAUCUCCACCGCCUCCCUCGGCGGCGGCCAAGAGUCCACCGCCAUCGCGGCCAUGUCUACCUUCGCCCACCACGGCAUCAUCUACGUCCCUUUCGGAUACGCCAAGGCCUUCCCUCUGAUGGCCGAUCUUUCCGAGGUCCACGGCGGCGGCCCCUGGGGUGCCGGCACCUUUGCCGGCGCCGACGGCUCCCGUCAACCCACCGCCAAGGAGCUCGAGAUCGCCACCAUCCAGGGCGAGGCCUUCUACCAGACCGUCGCUAAGCACGUCGGUUGACUGCAUGGCAGCGAGGACGGAGCGAAGACUGAGAAGGAGACAUCCGGCGGGACCAAUGGGUCCACAGAGCCGGUCCCGCCGGCUCCUGUGAAGAAGGAUGAUGCGCCAGCGACGGAGACCCGAAAGGCCCCGCAGGAGUUGGACGACAAGGACGUCAAAACGGGCCCCUGCGGUCUGCCGAACAAGUGCGUCGUGCAAUGAGAGGCAUGCAAAAUCAAAUACCGUAAAACUUAUUCAAAAUAUGAUACCACGUUCUCCUUCAAACGAGUUGCACCACAAUCAGCCACAACUGUUGUA